Helianthus annuus (common sunflower) is the source of this 2176-nucleotide messenger RNA. RefSeq names its product scarecrow-like protein 6. Gene Ontology annotation, biological process: regulation of DNA-templated transcription. Gene Ontology annotation, molecular function: DNA-binding transcription factor activity; sequence-specific DNA binding. The record is from RefSeq and is a predicted model, not a curated record. Gene Ontology annotation, cellular component: nucleus. The coding region runs from base 568 to 1986 and encodes 472 amino acids. Lineage: Eukaryota; Viridiplantae; Streptophyta; Magnoliopsida; Asterales; Asteraceae. The transcript has a single exon.
CCAAACAUAAAAACACAUCAUCAUAUCACAAGCUACCAAAAAACAAAACUUACAAAAUCUUACAUCUUCUUCUUCUUCAAACCCUUCACAUGCAUUUCUUAAACCUUUAACUUUCAAAAUCGGUUUUUGUUCUCAUUCUCUACAAGUUUUUGUUUCAAGCUGGAGAAGUUUGAGUUUGAGGGGAAGGGGGUGGUGGUGUGGAACAACCACCAACAAGAGCUUGUUGUACCUUAUGCAUCUCCACUUGUACAUUUACAAGAUUUGGUGAAGAACAAGAAAAGAAAAUACAUUAACGAACCAACAUCUGUACUUGACAACAUCACCACCAGUCCUAGCCCACCUGCCUCUACUUCCACCCUGUCGUCUCACGGCGGAGCUGACACCGCCACCGCCGCCGGCACGGCGGCGUUUCGGCCGGAAAAUCAAGAAACCCCCACCUCCAAUGUGGGUGUUCUUGACCUUUAUCAGUUCCAACCACCACCGCCACCGGUUGAAACCACCGCCGGAACCGGAAAAUGCGGCGGAACAGACGACUGGGAAAACGAAAACUCCGGCCAAGACCAAGCUAUGCUCGGGUGGAUUAUGGGUGAUGUUGAAGACCCAUCAGUGAGUUUAAACAAAAUGCUUAACGCCACCGUCUCCGACAGUGCUCCGGUGGACUUCGAGUUUUCCGGUGGUUUUAUAUCUCCGGCGACAUUCAACACCCACCUCAACCACCACCAAAAUCAAUACUUUUCACCAUUAAACGAUACCCUUUUGCCCCAUUAUGAUAAAAAACCAAAUCUUUACAACACCCAGAUGCUCAUUCCACCGCAACCCAAAACGUACAACUCAAGAAGCAUAGAGUACAACCCUUCAAUGCAGCAACAAGGGAUCAUUGAUCAGCUUUUCAAAGCCGCGGAUUUGAUCCAGUCGGGGAACAAUAAUCCGAUACUCGCGCAAGGGAUAUUGGCGCGGCUCAAUCAUCAGCUUUCACCAGCCGGUAAUUCUUUCGAAAGGGCUGCUUUUUAUUUCAAACAAGCUCUUCAAUUACUCACACAUUCAAUCCUCAAUAAUAUUAAUAUUAAUCCCCAAAUUACCCCUGUUGACUCACCCUUUAGUUUAAUUUACAAGAUUAGUGGUUAUAAACUGUUAUCAGAGGUUUCCCCAUAUAUUCAGUUUGCUAAUUUCACUUGUAAUCAAGCAAUUCUUGAAUCCCUUAUCGGGUUUGAUCGGGUUCAUGUUAUCGAUUUCGAUAUUGGGUUUGGUGGUCAAUGGGCUUCUUUGAUCCAAGAGCUUGGUUUGAGAAACAAUGGUGCGUGUUUCUUGAAGAUCACUGCGUUGGUUUCGCCUUUAACUCAUGACCAGCUCGAAGUCGGGUUGACCCGAGAGAGUUUGAUCCAUUUUGCUAGCGAAUUGAACGUCGGGUUUGAGUUUGAGAUAGUCAACAUUGAUGCUCUUGCUUCUGCUUCAUGGUGUUUACCCUUUAAUGUUUCGGAUAAUGAUAAUGAAGCCGUUGCAGUGAAUCUUCCGGUUCAUGUGUUUUCGAAUUACCAAACUCAGAUUCCAGCCGUUUUACGAUUCGUUAAACGUUUAUCGCCUAAAAUUGUGGUUUCGGUUGACCGUGGGUGUGAUAGGACCGAUUUACCGUUUGCUAAUCAUCUGAUCCAGGCCCUGAAGUCAUAUUCGAACUUACUCGAGUCAUUAGAUGCGGUCAACAUGAACCUUGACUCGUUGCAGAAGAUCGAGCGGUUUUUAGUUCAACCCGCGGUUGAAAAGAUUGUUUUGGGCCGGUUUCUUUUCCCCGAAAAGACUCAGCCUUGGCGGGAUCUUUUCGUAUCAGCUGGAUUUUCGCCAUUGUUGUUUAGUAACUUUACUGAAAGUCAAGCGGAAUGUUUGGUCAAAAGGACUCCGGUUCGCGAGUUUCAUGUCGAGAAGAGACAAUCGCUGCUCGUGCUAUGUUGGCAACGUAGGGAGCUCGUGUCGUGUUCGGCUUGGAAGUGUUGAAAGGUGUUGGUUAUUGAAAGAUCAUGAUAAGGUAGGUAGUUGAUGUUGUUAGUGUUUGAUAUGACUGUGAAUGUAUUACUGUUAAUUAUGUUUUUUGUUAAUCUUGAUUCUAGUUAUGUUUAGGUUAUGGCUUUUCACUGUGGUGUGUAUAUUUUGUUAGUUAAAUCAUUCAAAGAUCUAACCUUUGACC